GGCGGGCGGGCGGCCGGCGGCGGCCAUGGAGCCCCGCAGCAUGGAGUACUUCAGCGCCCAGGUGCAGCAGAAGGACGUGGGCGGCCGGCUGCAGGGCGGCCAGGAGCUGCUGCUCUACCUCGGCAGCCCCGGCGCCAUCCCCGACCUGGAGGAGGACCUGGGCCGCCUGGGCAAGACGAUCGACGCGCUCACCGGCUGGGUGGGCUCCAGCAACUACCGGGUAUCAUUAAUGGGAUUGGAAAUUUUAAGUGCCUUUGUGGAUAGAUUAUCGACACGAUUUAAAUCCUAUGUAGCAAUGGUUAUUGUAGCUUUAAUAGACAGAAUGGGAGAUGCCAAAGACAAGGUUCGAGACGAAGCUGUGAAUCUGAUAUUGAAGUUGAUGGAUCAAGUAGCACCACCUGUGUACAUCUGGGAGCAGUUGGCUUCUGGUUUUAAGCACAAGAAUUUUCGAUCACGAGAAGGUGUCUGUCUGUGUCUUGUUGAGACCUUAAACAUUUUUGGAGCUCAGCCAUUAGCUCUCAGCAAGUUGGUACCACAUUUAUGUGUCCUGUUUGGAGAUUCCAACAGUCAGGUGAGAGAUGCUGCAGUAUUGGCCAUUGUGGAGAUUUAUAGACACGUGGGAGAGAAAGUGAGGGUGGACCUUCAUAGGAGAGGAAUUCCCCCUGCCAGAUUAGAAAUGAUAUUUGCCAAAUUUGAUGAAGUUCAAAAUUCAGGCGGUAUGAUUUUGAGUGUCUGCAAAGAUAAAAGCUUUGAUGAUGAAGAAUCAGUGGAUGGAAAUAGGCCGUCGUCAGCUGCUUCAGCCUUCAAGGUUCCUGCACCUAAAACAUCCGGAAAUCCUGUCAACAGCGCAAGGAAGCCUGGUUCAGCAGGUGGCCCCAAGGUUGGAGCAGGUGCUUCUAAGGAAGGAGGUGCUGGAGCAGUUGAUGAAGAUGAUUUUAUAAAAGCUUUCACAGACGUUCCUUCUAUUCAGAUCUAUUCUAGUCGAGAACUUGAAGAAACAUUAAAUAAAAUCAGGGAAAUUUUGUCAGAUGACAAACAUGAUUGGGAUCAGCGUGCCAAUGCACUUAAGAAAAUUCGGUCAUUGCUUGUUGCUGGAGCUGCACAAUAUGAUUGCUUUUUCCAGCAUUUGCGCUUGUUGGACGGUGCACUUAAGCUUUCGGCUAAGGAUCUGAGAUCCCAGGUGGUUAGAGAAGCUUGCAUUACUGUAGCCCAUCUUUCAACAGUUCUGGGAAACAAGUUUGAUCACGGCGCAGAGGCCAUUGUACCUACACUUUUUAAUCUCGUCCCCAAUAGUGCAAAAGUCAUGGCAACUUCUGGAUGUGCAGCAAUCAGGUUCAUCAUUCGGCAUACUCAUGUACCCAGACUCAUACCAUUAAUAACAAGCAAUUGCACAUCAAAAUCAGUUCCUGUGAGGAGACGCUCAUUUGAAUUUCUAGAUUUGUUGUUACAAGAAUGGCAGACUCAUUCAUUGGAAAGACAUGCAGCUGUCCUGGUUGAAACAAUUAAGAAGGGAAUUCAUGAUGCUGAUGCUGAGGCCAGAGUGGAGGCAAGAAAGACGUAUAUGGGUCUUAGAAACCACUUUCCUGGUGAAGCUGAGACACUGUAUAAUUCCCUGGAGCCGUCUUAUCAGAAGAGUCUUCAAACUUACUUAAAGAGUUCUGGAAGCGUAGCUUCUCUUCCUCAGUCAGACAGGUCCUCAUCCAGCUCACAAGAAAGUCUCAAUCGUCCUUUUUCUUCCAAGUGGUCUACAGCAAAUCCAUCAACUGUGGCUGGAAGAGUGUCAGCCAGCAGCAGCAAAGCCAGCUCCCUUCCAGGAAGCCUGCAGCGUUCACGAAGUGACAUCGAUGUGAAUGCUGCUGCUGGUGCCAAGGCGCAUCAUGCUGCCGGGCAGUCUGUGCGAAGCGGGCGCUUAGGUGCAGGUGCCCUGAAUCCAGGUUGCUACGCAUCUCUAGGCCGGGUGAGAGCAAAGCUUUCAGCACCACUUGCUGGCAUGGGAAGUGCCAAGACAGAUUCCAGAGGAAGAAGUCGAACAAAAAUGGUGUCUCAGUCACAGCGUUCGUCAUCACCUGACAGAAACGAAGCUGGCAGCCGGUCUGGGUCCCCAGGAAGAGUCCUGACCACAACUGUCCUCUCCACUGUGAGUUCCGGUGUUCAAAGGGUCCUGGUCAAUUCCGCCUCGGCGCAGAAGAGAAGCAAGAUUCCACGGAGCCAGGGCUGCAGCAGAGAGGCUAGUCCGUCGAGGCUGUCAGUGGCUCGAAGCAGCCGUAUUCCUCGACCAAGUGUGAGUCAGGGGUGCAGCCGGGAAGCUAGUCGGGAGAGCAGCAGGGACACAAGUCCUGUUCGCUCUUUUCAGCCCCUCGGUCCGGGCUACGGGAUCAGCCAGUCAAGCCGACUGUCCUCCUCCGUCAGCGCUAUGCGAGUCCUGAACACUGGCUCCGACGUGGAGGAGGCCGUAGCAGAUGCCUUGAAAAAGCCCGCUCGAAGGAGAUACGAGUCCUAUGGGAUGCAUUCAGACGAUGAUGCCAACAGUGACGCAUCUAGUGCUUGCUCAGAGCGCUCCUACAGCUCUCGGAACGGCAGUAUUCCGACGUACAUGAGGCAGACGGAAGAUGUGGCAGAGGUCCUCAAUCGAUGCGCCAGUUCCAACUGGUCAGAAAGGAAGGAGGGCCUCCUGGGUCUGCAGAAUUUACUAAAAAAUCAAAGAACACUAAGUCGAGUUGAACUGAAAAGACUGUGUGAAAUUUUCACAAGGAUGUUUGCUGAUCCUCACGGCAAGGUGUUCAGCAUGUUUUUGGAGACCCUGGUGGACUUCAUCCAAGUCCACAAGGACGAUCUUCAAGACUGGUUGUUUGUAUUGCUGACACAGCUGCUAAAAAAAAUGGGUGCUGAUCUGCUUGGAUCUGUUCAGGCAAAAGUUCAGAAAGCCCUGGAUGUUACCAGAGAAUCUUUUCCAAAUGAUCUUCAGUUCAAUAUUCUAAUGAGAUUUACAGUUGACCAGACCCAAACGCCAAGCCUAAAGGUAAAGGUUGCUAUCCUUAAAUACAUAGAAACUCUGGCCAAACAGAUGGACCCAGGAGAUUUUGUAAAUUCCAGCGAAACUCGCCUGGCAGUGUCUCGGGUCAUUACUUGGACAACAGAACCCAAAAGUUCUGAUGUUCGGAAGGCAGCCCAGUCCGUGCUCAUUUCCUUGUUUGAACUCAAUACCCCGGAGUUUACAAUGUUGUUAGGAGCUUUACCAAAAACUUUUCAGGAUGGUGCUACCAAGCUUCUUCAUAAUCACCUUCGGAACACAGGCAACGGGACCCAGGGUUCCAUGGGGAGUCCUUUGACAAGGCCAGCAUCACGUUCACCAGCCAAUUGGUCCAGUCCUCUUACUUCUCCUACCAAUACAUCACAGAAUACUUUAUCUCCAAGUGCAUUUGAUUAUGACACAGAAAACAUGAACUCUGAGGAUAUUUACAGCUCUCUUAGAGGUGUUACAGAAGCAAUUCAGAAUUUCAGCUUCCGGAGUCAGGAAGAUAUGAAUGAGCCAUUGAAAAGGGAUUCUAAAAAAGAAGAUGGUGAUUCAAUGUGCGGUGGUCCUGGGAUACCCGACCCAAGAGCAGGAGGUGAUGCUACUGACUCCAGCCAGACAGUUCUUGAUAAUAAAGCUUCCUUGCUCCACGCGAUGCCUGCUCACUCCUCUCCACGCUCUCGAGACUACAAUCCAUAUAACUAUUCAGAUAGCCUCAGUCCCUUCAACAAGUCAGCCCUCAAGGAAGCCAUGUUUGAUGAUGACGCAGACCAGUUUCCCGAUGAUCUUUCACUUGACCAUUCUGACCUGGUGGCAGAGCUGUUGAAGGAGCUGUCUAACCACAAUGAGCGGGUGGAGGAAAGAAAGAUCGCCCUCUAUGAACUGAUGAAGCUGACACAGGAAGAGUCCUUCAGUGUUUGGGAUGAACACUUUAAAACAAUCCUGCUGUUACUGCUUGAAACCCUUGGGGAUAAAGAGCCUAUGAUCAGGGCUUUGGCACUAAAAGUUUUAAGAGAAAUCCUAAGGCAUCAACCAGCAAGAUUUAAAAACUAUGCAGAACUGACGGUCAUGAAAACAUUAGAAGCACAUAAAGAUCCUCAUAAGGAGGUGGUGAGAGCGGCUGAGGAUGCUGCGUCAGUGCUGGCCACCUCAAUUAGUCCAGAGCAGUGCAUCAAAGUGCUUUGUCCGAUCAUCCAAACCGCAGACUACCCCAUCAAUCUGGCUGCCAUCAAAAUGCAAACAAAAGUGAUAGAGAGAGUGUCCAAGGACACCCUUAACCUGCUCUUGCCGGAGAUUAUGCCAGGCCUGAUACAGGGUUAUGAUAAUUCAGAGAGCAGCGUUCGGAAAGCAUGUGUCUUCUGCCUGGUGGCUGUUCAUGCGGUGAUUGGUGAUGAACUAAAACCCCAUCUCAGUCAACUCACUGGCAGUAAAAUGAAGCUGCUGAAUCUUUACAUCAAACGCGCACAGACAGGCUCGGGAGGCGCUGAUCCCACCGCUGAUGUUUCUGGACAAAGUUAGUGAAGCCGUUGACGUGAACCAGGUCUCUCAAAGAAAGGACAGAAAGACCACCUUCAUCCACGGAAGGAAGUUUUCAAAUACGUCUUUUAUAACUUAUCAUUGUUUCCCAGUUUUAAUUUUUGUUUUGUUUUGUUUUGUAUUUUCUGUAGCAGAGGGCUCUCCUCAGUCUGCAUGUAACUUUUAUGAUAGUUAUCCCAAAUUCAAGAAGAAGCAGUAUUAACAUCAGUUGAUCAAUACAAAGGAAUUUUUAAUCUAAUUCGUCAUUUUACAUGUCUGUACUUUUUGUCUUCCCAUUAACCUUUGCCAGUGUUACGAUUGUACAAAAAAUUUUUUUUAAGUGCUGGUUAAACAGGAAUGCUUAAAGCUUUAAAAGUUUAACAGUCUAAAACAUUUUUUUUUUUUGCCUUUAUUCAACUGCAAAAUAAUAUUUUAUUGCUACUCUUGAGUUUUGUUCCGUAUCAUGUCCUAUGCUAGAAGUACUGAAAUGAUGUGAAAACAGCCCAGGACUAAUUUGAACUACAGCUGGACUCUGUUGUGUGAUGGUGACCCAUGUCAUUAGUUGCAGCUUCUUUGGGGUGAUCUGUAGUUUGACAAUGGAAGACCUCAAAAAGAAAUGUAAAACUGAUAUUGUUUGUUAGUUAUUGAUCUAGCCAUUUUUAUUUAAAACCUUCUCCCCUCCAUGAUCCCUUAAGAAAGCCGCACCAAAUCAUCUGUUUGUUUGGGUUUUUUUUCCCCUUGAUGCUUAUAAAGAUAGAAGGUUUUAUUGCAGGGUUUUUUGGUUUGUUUAUCUUUGUUGUGAAUGAUGCUUUUUUUUUUUUGUAUUUAUUAAUAUCAAAUUCACUUAUGAAUAAACUUGAUAAUGGAAACAGACA
Messenger RNA from Trichechus manatus latirostris (Florida manatee), 5403 nucleotides. RefSeq names its product cytoplasmic linker associated protein 2 (gene CLASP2). The transcript is spliced from 37 exons. Gene Ontology annotation, molecular function: microtubule binding. The record is from RefSeq and is a predicted model, not a curated record. Gene Ontology annotation, cellular component: cytoplasmic microtubule; basal cortex; microtubule organizing center. Lineage: Eukaryota; Metazoa; Chordata; Mammalia; Sirenia; Trichechidae. Bases 26 to 4531 code for a protein of 1501 amino acids. Gene Ontology annotation, biological process: establishment of mitotic spindle localization; mitotic spindle assembly.